Messenger RNA from Heterostelium album PN500, 411 nucleotides. It is a transcript of the gene psmG3, whose product is annotated as proteasome assembly chaperone 3. NCBI's taxonomy places the organism in Eukaryota, Evosea, Eumycetozoa, Acytosteliales, Acytosteliaceae. Bases 1 to 411 code for a protein of 136 amino acids. Gene Ontology annotation, biological process: proteasome assembly. The record is from RefSeq and is a predicted model, not a curated record. The transcript is spliced from 2 exons.
AUGUCAUCACUUUUGAUAGAGGAAAACAGAGUUGCAGUGCAACUACCAACAGAGGUACCUGUUAAAACCAGACAACUAUCAGUUUUGAUCGAUGAUGUUCACACCGAUAUAGUUCUAUCAUCAUUUCAAAAUCUGAUAUUCGUCAGUAUAUCACAAACUAAUAAAUUUUCGACAUGGAUUAAAGCAUGUAAACAAAUGGAUGGUUUCGCAGCGGAAGAAGCAUGCUUUGAAGUAGUGACACUGUUGGGUAGUAAUCAAGACACUCUAUUGACAAUCUAUGCAAGACAACUCAUUGAAAAUAUAUCGUUAUCAUCAAACAAAGAUUUAUUACUCUCGAUUGCACUCUCUAAUAAAUCAAAAGAAACAUUCAAAGCAAUACUUACUUUAAUAUUUGGACAUAAAGUAUGGUAG